UCUGUCAUCGUCCGUUUCUGUGUUAUUUUCUUAAAACUGCUUGCUGACAUUUGCGUCUUUACUCCAUUAAUAGAAAUGCUACAUCAUGUGUUCAAAAUACCAACGAGAAACUCAAGAAAGCGGGGAUUCCAUUCUCUCCAUCAGACGUAUUCCUGCAGUUCGUUUCCAAGGAGACGUGCUCUUGAGUAGUUCGCGGCUUGCGGGGGCUUUCUUCACGCGUACGCGUGCUCCUCAUCCCCCGUGAGUCUCUUGCAGUGAACCCACAACAGUGAGGAGUCCGCCGACACCGGGGAGCGGAUAUCCGAGCAACAGGACGCAUAGCAGGCGAUUCGGAUUUCUCGUUAAAUUGAUUUCUUGCACGCAAUAUGAAUGGAAGUUGGAAGGAAGAUGCUGGGAUUUUGGAGCUUCUUGGCACUUCUUAAAAUAAAUCCGUAGAGGCGAGGUCUCCCUUAUCCGGGGAAUGCGAGGGGGAUUGCGAUUCUACUUAGAUUAUGAAUUACCUGUGGACUAUAUUUUGUUUAAUUGAAAGUCAGUAAAGGACAGUGCUGAAUUAUCACAGCUAACCUGUUUGGAAAACGCGGCCACGCGGCCACAGGACCGCCCAAUAACACUGCCCUUCAUCAUCCACCACCUCAAGAACUUGACCUUGAAUGAUUGAUUAAAAAGAAAGAGCAUCAUUAUGGAGAAAAAGGCCUCCAGCAUUCAGGCAUCAUCUGAAUGAUGAUGAAUAACACAGUUGAACAAAAAUAUGUAAAUGCCAUCAUUUCUUUCAAUAAUAAUGAAGGUUUGAAUUGUGAUAUCAACUCCUCUUUAUAUAAAAGUCAUGAGAGUAUACAUAAUGGGAAUGAUGUCAACUGCCAGACUAAUGGUAGAGGAGAUGCAUGUGCUGCUGUUAGUAUGGUUCCCUCCAAAGUCCUAUUGAAAAAGGAUGAAAUGAGCGUGGACACCUCCCAAAAAACUUCAUUGGGCAAGAAGGCAAUGCAGGUCCAGCCUGAGCCAGAUUCAAUAAAAGCAGUUGUGUCAAAAGAGACAGUAGUUUCUAAGGCAGAGGAGGAUGGAUGCUUGGAAAAAGAAUCAAAACAAGAAGAAGAAAAAAGUAUUUUGAAUGAUUUCUGUGUCACAGGUACUAGCCAGUUGAAGCACAUGCCACUGGCUGAAUGUUCAGCCGAAAAUCAAAAACUAAUUGUGAGCACAAGUCAGAAAGUGACUGAUCAUAAGCUCAGAGACUCUUUAAUGAAGGAAGGUGCAGAAGGAAACACAUUACCUGAUGAGCCUAAGCCAUAUCUGAACAAAUCUGAAGAAAACAAUCAACAGGAAAUUGUAUUAAGCAGCCAGUUGGUUGGUGGCACCAUGGCUUUAAAAGCAAUAAAAGGCAAUGAUUGUAUCAUCAGUGAACCAAAUCAGGAAGGUAUGUAUGGUUGUAAAAAGACAGACAAUGAAUCUUCAUCACAUGCAAGCCAUGACAUCUCUAGACAUCUAGAAAUGUCUACAGUGGCUGUAAUCAAAAAUGAUGAGCUGAUUCCACACAUGAGCAAAAAUAUGAACAUUGACAAGUCAGCUGUAAAGGUUGCCUUAUCCACCUGCAGACAUGAUAAAAAUCCGUCAGUCAGUGCAGCCUCGGAUUCUGAAAAGGCUGGAGACCUAGUCACAGAGAACAUUCAGAAAGAGACAAUGCAUCCAAGAGAGUUAAAACUAACCAGCAUUUCAAAUCACAAUAUGAUUCCAGCAACAAGCCAAAACACACAGGAACAAUCCAUUGAGUCAGGGAAAAUGGUCAGUUUGUCUAGUAUUGAGCAAAUUCAACAAAUGAACUUAGAGGCGCAAGAAGUGAAGUCUUUAGCUGUUUUAAUCGGCUGCACAGUGAAAAAUGAAGACAGUGAGAAUAUCCCUUGUUCUCUAAUGAGGACAACUCAAGCUCCAUCACCACUCAGACAGCAUGUUGAGAUUCAAGUCUGCUUGGGUGUACCAUGCAAGUCAGCAGCCACCAGCCCCAUGACUCCUCCUGAAGGCUCUCCUGCUUUCAACUUUCCUUCCUAUGACAUGAACUGUACAGUGCCCAUUGUUCCAGUUAUUAAACCCCCCACUAAGGAUGCGGAAUUACAAGUGGGAACACAUAUAGAAUCCAAGUCAGUUUCCACCACUCCCAUGAGUUCAGGAAGAAAGUCACCCCAAGCUCCUUAUCCUGAAAUUCACAUAAAAGGAGCUACGGAAGAUGACCUACCUGAGCCAGUACGUGAGGUGAGGUGGGAUGAGAAGGGCAUGACCUGGGAUGUUUAUGGAGCCUCAAUGGAAGUGGAGGUGCUGGGAAUGGUCAUCCAGAAACAUCUGGAAAAACAAAUCGAAGAACAUGAGAAGCAACUGCCCCCUCGUCAUCCAAAUCCAGCAUUACAGCGAGGCGGUUCUCUGAAAGCUUCAGAGGUGACAACUGAAGAGAAAAGACAGCAACGGAGUCUCCUGCAAAUGCUAAUGCAAAACUUUCGCCGACCACAGUGUUGUUCUAGGCGAAAUACCAUUGAGUGAAAAAAUUGUUCAAAGAGGUGAACACACUUUCUUUUUAUUCAGACUAUUAUGUACUCCUGACUCAUUCACUUCUUUCCACUUCUCUGACAUGUACAACUACUAGAUGGCUACGAUACAGCUUGAGUACAUUUUAUGUGAAUCAAUAUCAGUGUUUUGUAUUUUAACAAAAUUGAGUGUUUUUGCACCCUGUUAGCAUUGUUUUGCUGUGACCUUUAUUGUUGCAGAAUAAACACCACCUGUCUAAAGUCUCUGAUCAUAAAUAAUAAAUAAAUAUGCCUAAUGAGCAAAGAGGUUAUUUAUUGGCUGGUUGCUGUAUAACUGCACAUAAUAAAUAUAACCAAACUUUUGCAAUCCAUAGUCAUGGAUUUCAAAGUUCCUCUUUUCUCACUAUUCACUACUUAUAUUUCUGUUCCUGUUUGUUCUCUAUCAGGAUGCAUGGCCUCUCGCACAUCUCUUAUAUAUGAAUGAAUUUCUUUCUGGAGUUAAAUAGCAGCCUUCCAUUAUGAGUCAUAUGCUUAUGUGGAUGUAAUCAUUGUGGAGACCUAAAAACCUUGAUUGGAGACAAAGUUAUCUGGUCUAUUUAUGGUACAGAUGAAGUUGGAGAAGAAAUUAAGGAAAUGUAACUCAAUGGAAAAUGGUCUUAUCAUAUUUAAAUGUUCCUUGUUGGGCGAGGAGAGAAUACAUGAAAAAGUGGACUUUAAAAGCAAGAAAUCAUUCAUUUCAUUAUGCUUAUUUAGGUUUAGUUAAACUGCAUAUUUUUUUAUUCAGCUCUUAAAAUCUGCUAGUGUCAGCUACACUUUAACAGCAUGGAGUUUGUUUGAGCUUCUAGCAUCAGUUUUUAUGAAAGUUCCAUCUCAAAUGCAAAUGUAAUCUCUCCUAGGUGUUGUCAAGUUUGUGUCUUGCAAUUUGGCUGUUGUAAAUUGGAACACCUUUUAAUUUACCUACAUGAUUAUUAUUUUUGUGCUGUUUUCUGUUUGGCAGUUUAAAAAUACAUGGAAUCAAUUUCUUUAUUUGGUUUUAAAGUCUGAGGUCAUUUUCUAGUACAGUACUUAGCUAUAGUUUGUGUCUUGCCUACCACCAUCUUGAUUUUAUGGGAAUUGUUAUUUUGAGGAGCAUUUAUACAUAGUUUCCAUCCCUGUUCCUACCAUAUCACAUCAAGAAUUUAUGACAUGUGACGUUACCAUUGGGACAUUAUAAAGGUCAACAUUGUACACUUUCUAAUUGUCUAAGAUUCUGGAUAAUCUCCAAAAAACUUUCUCUGUUUGAGUGUUAUGCAAGAUGAACAUAAGGUUUUGAAACUACUGCGAGUAUCCUGGAGAGUGAUUUUUUGUUAAUAUUUUGGGCUUUGUACUCUAGGGAAAUGUUUGUCUUGGUAGAAGCAUUUUGACUCUGAUUUUGUCCAAAAAAAAAUUAAAUAAAGUAAACCAAAAUCAAAUAAAAUAAGUGAAGCAAGAAAGAUCUGAAGUAAGUAAAAUGUAAGUAUAGCCAAUGUCAGAAUGCGAGACUAAAUAGUAUCUUGAUCACAGAAGAAAAUUUGUAGUCCACAAUAUGAACAAAAUGGUGCUGUAGAAGAAUGUAUUUAAUUUUUAAUGCUGUUAAAACAUUACUGAACAAAAAAUUAAUGUUAACAAUGAAUUCCUUACCCUUUCAAAAACUCAUAAAGGUGCCUUUGUGAUUUUUUAAAUUGUAAGGAAUGAAUAUAAAAAAAUUAAAUGUCAAGUCGUGACACUAAUGGUUUGCAGGAUCAUUUUAAGGAAUGUAUUCAAGCAGUCAAGAUUAAAAACCUAUUGUAGAACAUUUCACACCCUUUGAUCACAGUCCCACUGACCUGCUUGUGUUCUUUAACAGAUUUCAAACACAUCAUACAGAGUAAAAACAAAAAAGCUAAACUCAUUCUCAAACUCUGAUCUCACAUUUCUCCAGCACUGAAUGACUAAUUAACCUGUUAAUAUCUCCCUUUAUCUUCUUGAUGGAUGCCUUUAACACAUUCUCUGAUCUGUCAGCCCUUUGAUCUUUUAUUUCUUUUUUUCAUCAUCCACAUCUGUAAUUUCACUAUAUUCUUUACACGUGACAAUACCACUACUGCUACUACUACUAAUAUUAUACAGUAUGUCAAUCUGUCCAUCCAAACACCAUCUCUACGUCUAUUACCAAACCAAGUUAGGUCAGUUCAGUGUCGAAUUAUCCACUUCUUCUUUAGCAGGCAUUUGGGUUGCCAAAUGAUCUUUUUCAUUUUUCAGCCUGCAAAGAACUGCUAUUGAUAGUCUCCUAUGGAAGGAAUUUGUAGAUAAUCUCACAGUGCAUUAUAUGCUUCUUCAGUAGCAACUUGAAUUCUGUACACGUUUCGCUCCACUCUGAAGCAGCAAAAUAAGUGGAUUUGCAAAAGUCAACUUACACAUCAGAAAGCCCAGAAAAAGAGAAAAGGUUCAGUGACCCUGUGGCAGGUUGAUCUUCCUCAGUAUGCAGGCUUCCUAAAAUAUACCAAUUUUAAAAGGUCCUAUGUCAAAAUCAACUUAGAUGUUGCUGGAAAAAGACUUAAAUGUGUUCUACAUCGCUGAACCUCAAAGGUCUGCAAUUCUUUAGUGAACAUCAGCCGAAUAUAAAUGUUGUAGGGGGGAGCUCUGUCUCUCAGUCUGAAUGCACACUUUCCUUCUGAAUGCAAGCAACUUGUACAGGUUAGUUUUGCACUUAUCAAAAGGAUCCUACAUUUAAAAUAAUCUUUGUGUAAUCAAUGUUUAUAUUAAACCACUUUACUCUCCA
This is a messenger RNA of Polypterus senegalus (gray bichir), 5280 nucleotides long. RefSeq lists its product as uncharacterized. The transcript has 2 exons. The record is from RefSeq and is a predicted model, not a curated record. Gene Ontology annotation, cellular component: plasma membrane. Bases 718 to 2520 code for a protein of 600 amino acids. Gene Ontology annotation, biological process: neuron projection development. Lineage: Eukaryota; Metazoa; Chordata; Cladistia; Polypteriformes; Polypteridae.